Messenger RNA from Carassius carassius (crucian carp), 1426 nucleotides. RefSeq names its product vitamin K epoxide reductase complex, subunit 1-like 1 (gene vkorc1l1). NCBI's taxonomy places the organism in Eukaryota, Metazoa, Chordata, Actinopteri, Cypriniformes, Cyprinidae. The record is from RefSeq and is a predicted model, not a curated record. The coding region runs from base 75 to 602 and encodes 175 amino acids. Gene Ontology annotation, biological process: peptidyl-glutamic acid carboxylation; vitamin K metabolic process. The transcript has 3 exons. Gene Ontology annotation, molecular function: vitamin-K-epoxide reductase (warfarin-sensitive) activity.
CGACGCUUUUCCACGUCGCGCCCAACGGUUGAGGCAGGGGUGGCUGCGCGCGCUUGUGUAAAGGCCGGGAAAAAAUGGCGGCGCCCGUCUUGCGAGUGUCCACUCCUCGCUGGGAGAGGAUAGUGCGGCUGCUCGUGUGUCUCUCAGGAAUACUUUUAUCCCUGUACGCUUUCCAUGUGGAGAGGGAAAAGACCCGCGACGCUAACUACCGCGCCAUGUGCGAUCUGAGCAGCUCCAUCAGCUGCUCCAAAGUCUUCACGUCCAGAUGGGGUCGAGGAUUUGGACUUUUAGGAACCAUUUUUGGGAACGACAGUGCAGUAAACCAGCCAAACAGUGUCUAUGGAAUCUUGUUUUAUAUCUUUCAGCUGUUACUAGGUUUGACGGCCAGUGCGAUGGCGGCUCUGAUUCUCAUGACCACCUCCAUCGCGUCAGUGAUGGGCUCCCUCUAUCUGUGCUACAUCCUCUACUUCGUCCUUAAGGACUUCUGCCUCAUCUGUAUCACCACAUACGCACUGAACUUCAUCCUGUUUGUGCUCAACUACAAGCGACUGGUUUACUUGAACGAGGCCUGGAAGCAGCAGCUCCAAGCCAAGCGGGACUAGACACACAAAAACACAACAACAGCAAAAGUAGAGAAGGAUAACCAAUCAUCCAACACGUGGGGAAAAUGUGACCUCUGAAAAAUUUGUGACUUGCCACCAGGAGAAAAAUGUUCAUUCUGUUGUAUGUGUGUGUGUAAAACAAAACAAAAAAUUAAACAAGGAAAGAAAACAUGUAUCUUUAGGGGCCACAGAUCACAGGUUUAUUGCAUUGCAGAGACGGAUUGGAAACAAGAAUCAAAUCUUUAUCCGCUUUGAUUUCUCGUUGGUUUUCUUUGUUCUCUGAGAUGAAAAUGAGGUUUGUGCUUUGAUCGUGAGAGAGAGAGCGGUCAGAAAGCACUUAGGAGACAAACAGAAGAGGGUGUCCUUUCCCUGAGGAAUAAAAUAAUGGAGAAAACAAUGUGAGAAAUUCAGUUUACUUGAAUCCACUGGGAAAGUGGUUGCUCUUUGGGAGCAGCUGAUUCCAGCGGGACUGUAUUUAAGGGUUAUAAAGGGUAAACACGAAUGAUCAUGAGGCUAAUGUACCACUCGCAGAGAUGAUUCCACAAAAACAACGGAUUGCUAUUGAAAAUAAAGUGUCAUUUAAUUUUCUUUUUUUUUUUAUGUUUACAGAUUUAUUUUUUAAUUAUGGUUUUGGAAGAGGACCACUCAUAAAACAUGGAAGAAUGUGAGCUGUAUGUGUGUAGAUCAGAUUUGUCUGUGACUACUUUUUUUUUUAUUGGUUUGUUUUGCAGUUCUGUAAAUAGCUGAAGCAAAGCAAUAUUCCAGACUAGUUUGUGUUUUACUGUUGAAACAUUAAAAAGUCCCAAUCUACGGCAAGUCCGUCA